Messenger RNA from Lucilia sericata (common green bottle fly), 7123 nucleotides. RefSeq names its product zwei Ig domain protein zig-8 (gene dpr12). The coding region runs from base 3412 to 4371 and encodes 319 amino acids. Lineage: Eukaryota; Metazoa; Arthropoda; Insecta; Diptera; Calliphoridae. The record is from RefSeq and is a predicted model, not a curated record. Gene Ontology annotation, cellular component: neuron projection membrane. The transcript has 12 exons. Gene Ontology annotation, biological process: synapse organization.
UUGAUACAAGGUUUGUGGAAUAUUGUGACUGCCAACAUUCCUUAACUUUCACGUUGUACGGGCGUGCACCAACCAGGCUACUCCAGUUAGUCUACGGUGAAUAUUCGGUGAAAGCUGUUCUAAAAAACUCACGUAGCCACGCGAUAACGCUGUAAUGCUUAACAAAUUGUUUAUAUAUUGUGUUUUCAAUAUUUUAUGGAUGUGUGAAUGAGUGUAUGACAGAAGACCAAAGCAAUUUGUAAAUUGUUAAACCGGUCAUUUAUAAUAAGAAAACAAAAAUAUAAAAAUAAUAAAAAUAAAGAAUAAAAUAUUCAAGGUAUUUUGAAUGCAUUGUUUUGAAAUAAUCAAAAUAAAAUAGAAAAUAAUAUAAUAAAGUGUUUUUUUGUUAUCCUUGAAAGGAAAUAUUUGGAGAGAAUUCAAGCUGAGUUGAAUUCAAAGGCAUGACGAAAGCAUUGUAAAAAAUAAUGUUUUAUUUCUUUGUUGAAAUACUCAAGAAAAUUAAUGAAUGAGUAAAAUGUUAAAGUGUGAUUAAAGCUAAAAAUUGUAAAAAAGAAUAUUUUGAAUUUAAAACAAGAAAUAAAUUUAAAAAUACGCAUUGUAAAUUACUCGACAAUUGAAUUGAGUAAGUGAUGAUAUGGUGUGAAUACAUUCAUUCGUAUUUAAAGAAACGUGUUAACCCAAAUCUACAUUUUAACUACAAAGAGGGCAAAAGUCUGAUUCCUGCCACUUGUCACUCUGUUUAAAGAAAAUUUAAAUAAAACAACAAACAACCCUCCUUCAUUUCUAUAAUUUCAUUUUGCUUCUUUGUCAUGUUCAAGGAUGUUGAAAAAAAAACAACAUGAAAAAUAAAGUUGAAAUAAAAUUAAAAUAAAUUAUACAUGUAAAUAAAUACAAUAUUUAUUUUCAUUAUUUUCAGAUCGAAAGUGAAUUUUAAAGCAAAUUUUUUUCGAUUUGUUGUCUGUAUAUUUGUGCAUAAUAAUACAAAAAUAGUGAAACAAAAAAUAAUAAUAAAGAAUCACUGUCACAGCCUAAAGCCUGCCAUGAAUAACUAUUGUUACAAGUGUGUUUAUUGUUGAUAUUCUCAUGUAUGAGUAAAUACAUAUAUAAAGAUUUCUGGGUGUAUGUGCAAUUCAACUAAAGAACAUAUUUAAUAAAUGAUAAAAACAAAUAAAUUUAUAAAAAAGUGUUUUAAUAAAAGGACUAUUCUUUAAUAUCAAUAACAAUAGUAAUGUUUUAGAAAUAUUUUUCAUAAAUACCGGCCUAAAAAGUAUACUACUUAAAUAAUUAAUAAGCAGUGCAAAAGUUAAAAGCAAUUAAAAUUCAACAUUAAUGUUUUUAUGCUUAAAAAUCUGCAUAGAAAACUGAAAGUUAAAGUGUAAGGAUAAAUAUACUCAACUAAAAAAUAAAAUAAAAACAUUAGUACCAAAAGAAAUCAACCACAACUUCAUUCGAAAUAAUUAGAAUCUAUGUGUUUAUAUUGCACUUGUUUUCCCAACAUUAAGUGUAAAAUCAUAAAAAAUACCAGAAAAGGAUAAAAUAAGCUAAUAACAAUAGCAAAAACAAAAUAAAAAAUACAACAUCGAAAGUAAAAUAAUACUUACAAACAUUCUUACUUACAUUUACGUACAAGUAAAUUAGUGUCUGUGAGUCAGUGUAUGUAUAUGGAAUGUAUGUGUUCUAAAGCUAAACCAUUGUCAAUGUAAAAACAAAAACAUACCAAAAAAACCUCUCUUUUACAUACAGCUCGGUGUGAGUGAAUUUUGUGUUAGUGAGCCUGCAUAAGUGUUGUAUUAUCCUUGCUGACUUCAUCCUUGGGUAAUAAGCAAAUAUUUGUUUGGAUAUAAAAUACAUUGUUUAGUGUGUUCUUUUGCUGUUGGAUUUUUCUUAUUGUAGUUGUUGCUUUAGUAUUUAGACCAUCCAUAUCUAACAAAAACAACAAUUUAAAAAAAAUCAAACACUGCACAAACUCGUGUAACAAUUGUUUAAAAAUCACAUGUGAACGGAAAAGAUGAAAAUACUCUAUACAUAUGCCAUCGUUGUAUCAAAUGACAAGCUAAAAUCCUCAACCAUUGACAUCAUUUAAAGGUUGUCCUUAAACAGAAAGAUAAAAAAACGACUACUUAUUCUGUACAAAAAAGAAGACAAUAUAAGAGUAUGUAAAUCCUAUUUCAUUAGAAUGGUUACAGAAUCCACAUCAUAAAAACAUCAGUUCAAAUUUAGUAAAAAAAGACGUUAGAAUGAAAUACAACUUUACAAAUGCAACGGAAGGAAAGAAACCGAAGAAUGAACAACUUCUGAACAAGUGAAAAAAGGAAGGAAGCUAAAACACAAGCAAAUAAUACGAUAAAUAAUAAAACAUCAAAACAAAAACUAAAUCCAAAGAAAACCAGAAAAAAUUAAACAAAAACCAAAUAUAAGUUUAAAAAUGCAUAAUAAUACAAUGUUUUUAAGCUCGUAUUUCAAAAUUUGCAACUCAUGUUGUAUGGCGUGUCCUAAAAAUUGAUAUCAACAUUGCAAACUUACGAAAAAUAAGAUUCAAAUUGAGAACAUAAUAAAAUACAGGUCCACAGUAGAAAGAAUUAAACCAGAAAUUAUAUUAUACAAUUUACCAUCAACUACCAUUCAUUCAUCAUUUUGGCAUAACAAAGGCCAUCACAACUUUACAAUAACACAAGGAAUCGAAAUAAAAAACAUAAAGAUUACAAAUAAAGACUUUGAAAAAUUAUACAGCGUAGUUUGAUUAUGGCAACCGACCAUAUUCUCAUAAUAGAAAAACCCUACUUGGACCAAUAGUAGUAAGUCUCAUUAGAAAAAAAUAGUAACAAUACAAAACACCAUUAGUAGGGGAGAAAAAUGUAAAAAAUAUAUAUAAGCAACAUAAUAAAAUUAAUUUUAUUGUCAUUGCAAAACAACACCACAACAAUACACAUUUUUUCCCUUUAUUCACCCUGAGAAACAAGAACAGUGGCAGCAGCGGAGCAAGUACAACACUUAAGGCUGACAUCUUCCAAGUCUCAUUUAUCAUUUGUGCAACAAUUCAACAGAAAAAAAAAAACAAAAAUAAUAAAACACUAUUGUUACAUCAGUGUUUUAUAUACAAUUGCAGUUUUUUUUUAGUUUUCCAUUUUUCGUGUUUUAUUUUCAUAUUUAAAUAAACGUUAACCUUAAUCAAAGAAAUAUAAAACAGCAACAACAACAAAAACAUACAGUAACUAACUAUAGAUAGAAAAGCAACAACGAUAACAGCAGAACAAAAAGCAACAAUAGCAACGUUCAUUGCCGCAUCACAUCAUCGGGACGAAUGUUAAGUGUGUGACAACGAGCGGCAUCACCACCUUCAACUCCUACUUCCAAACUAUACCAACAGCAUUGGUUUUGUAACAGGAAGUACAAUUGGUGGAUCCACUACAAAUGUUCCCAAUACUAAUGCCAAUGCACAUGCUAGAAAUACGUAUCAUUCUACUUUGCCUGCCAUCCAUUUUACUGGCGACAACACUGGAACCAGAUCAAAAGUCAAUACUUACCGAUAGCGAUUGGAAAAAACUAUGGAUGCGAGGAGGUAUAAAUCCCGAUUCAAAAUUGGAUAGCAACAACAUUGACUCAAGCGACAGUCCAAUGUUUGAAGAUAGUGAAAUGAUGGCGCACAAUACGACCGUCCAGUUGGGUGGCACUGCGUUCCUGGUGUGCAAAGUUUCCGGCGUGGAUAGAGUGGGUGUAAAUUGGAAUCAAAUAUCUUGGAUACGUCGCCGAGAUUGGCACAUACUGUCGUCAGGUGCUCAACUUUAUACAAAUGAUGAACGUUUUGCCAUAUUGCAUACACCUGGCUCAAAUAUGUGGACAUUGCAGAUAAAGUUUGUGCAACGACGAGAUCACGGCAUGUAUGAAUGUCAGGUCUCCACUCCCACAGGCAUUAUUUCACAUUUUGUUAAUCUUCAAGUGGUUGUACCAGAGGCAUUUAUACUAGGUUCCGGUGAAUUACAUGUUGACAUGGGUUCUACCAUCAACCUAGUUUGCAUUAUUGAAAAGAGUCCUACGCCACCACAGUAUGUGUAUUGGCAAAAGAAUGAUCGUUUAAUCAAUUAUUACGAUUCGAGACGAGACAUUUCAAUAGAAACAACACCGGGUCCACGAACGCAAAGUCGUUUAAUAAUACGAGAACCACAAAUUUCCGAUUCAGGAAACUAUACAUGUUCAGCAAGUAACACAGAACCAGCGAGUAUAUACGUAUUUGUAUCGAAAGGUGAUAAUAUGGCGGCAAUAUCUAGAAGAAAAACUUCAUCUGCUGACCGUAUUGCUGCCAUAUUUAUGUAUGUUGUGGCACCCUGUGCAUUAGUAAAUACAUUAGUAAUACGGCGGAUAUUUCUAACUUAAGACUUCUUUAACGUAUAAAUACUUAUUUAGCAAAUGAAAAAAAGUGUUAUAGAACUAAAUUAAAUCCUAUUUAAGUUUCCAAUUUACAAACAUGUUAAGAGAUUUAAUAAUAAAAUUAAUAGUAAAUCUAUUUACAUCUUAUACGUACAUACAUACAUUCAUAUGUAUAAAUGUAUGUUUGUAGGUGUAUUAUGUAAAUUUAUUGUAAGUGAAUGUGUAUUAUUUAGCAAAACUACUGUAAUUAAUUAGUCUUUAAUAAGAAUGGCAACAAUAUAAAAGAAGCAACAAAACAAAAUGCAUGAUUUUUUUUAAUAAUUAUUAUAAAUGUACUAUACAACAUAAAUACAUGAAAACAUACAUAUAAUUAUAACUAGUAAUAUUAUUAUUAUUAUUGUUUACUAAUAGUAAUAACAAAAUUAAUAAUUAAUACUAUAAAUUACUUAAUGAUAAGUGUCAAAAAAUCACUAUAAUUCUAAUGAAUAAAUAUCUGUAGCAUAAUUAAAUAAAUUAAAAACAUAAUAAAUAUAAUUCAAUAGAAUACAAACAUACAAAUAACGAAAUAACGCGAUCACACACGCCCACAAACAAUUAAAAUAAUUUGAUUUUCAUUAAAUUUUAAUUGUUCAUUAUAUUGUUUUAUUAACAUACAUACAUAUGUACAUAUAUGCAUAUGAAGACAUAUGGACAGAAAAAUAGGUGUGUGCAUUAUUUAAAGUUAAAAAUAGUUUAGAAGCAAUAAUUCACAAACUGGUUGCCAAAUAACCAUAAAGUGCUCCAAGAAAAUUUAAGUAAAAUUUACAUUUUGAAUGAGUUGAUUCUUACAUAUAAAAACUAGAGAAAUUAUCCUGCUGCUCAUUGAAAUUUAAAGAAGACUACAUAUAUCGUAUGUUAUGGACCAGAAGUGAAAAAAAAAGUAAAAUGUCCUUUAAAGUAAAAUUUAAAUAAUUGACCAAGAUUUUUUAAAUUGCCUUUACAUGUAUUUUGUUUGACUAUAUCAACUAUAAAUUUAUCUUUGAAUAAAAAAAAUAAAAAAUUCACACCUGUUUUUCUCUCGACAUGUGUAUGCAUGUUUGGAAUGUCCUUUUGUUUUAUUCCCUCUUGUACAGUCUUAAAUACCUGAAUAAAACAAUUUAUUUUAGAAUUGUUUAUAUGUGUGAAGGUUGUUGUUUUUAGUUCUGGGUGGUAUGUGUGAAAGGGUGUGUCUGUGUGCUUGUAUUUACCAAAUGAAAUUUUAUAUACAUAUUAAAAAAGCAAAGAAAAGAAAACUAAUAAUACAAAUUAUAAGAAAAUUUAAAAUACAAACCGAACAAAUGACAGAAAAUUCUAUUAUGUAAAAUUUUCUAUUGAAAAUAUAUUUUGUACAGCAUGUUUGUUAAGUUUUUGUCCAUUAUUCAUUUUAUUGUAAAUUUAGGUUAAAAACUAAACUUAUUGUACGUAAAAAGAGAAAAUAUUCAAAAUAUUUAUUAUUGUUUAUAGAUUUUAUAUUUUAAUUGCAAAAAUUCCAAUAAAAAAGACAAAACAGCAAAAGAACAUUGCAGAUAAACCUUGUGAGACAACAUUAGUAUUUGUAAGCAUUUACAGAACAAAAAUAAAAACUAAUUAAUUUAAAACAAAAAUUAUUGUAUACAUCAAUACAAAAUUCAUACAUGAAACACAUAAAAUCACAUGAAAUUCUUUAGAAUCUAUAGAAAAUACCUGAAUGAAUUUAAAAGCAACAAAUGACGUAAUUUCAAAACGGUAUCUGUACAAUAUUUCAACCUGUUGUAAUGUAUUAUAUCAUACAAAAAAUAUAUAUUGAAUAAAAUAUUGCAAAAUAACUGAAUACAUAUUCAUAUGGAAAAUUAAUUAUUAUUUGAUUAAAAAGAAAUUUGAUAAAUUUAUGAUUUUACAAUUCUAGCUAUGUUCCUCACUGUAAAAAUAAAAAAAGUUUUUCUUGCCGAGACAAGGCUGUUACCUCUCUUAAAAUAUCCUAUGUGAAGAUUUCCAAUACAUAAAUAUACACAUUUUAGUUCUUAGAAAAAUUUGUAUUUCCUUUCAAAAUAAUACACAUGUAAUAAUUAAAAAUGUUUUGUUGAAAAUGCAGGACUGGAAAAUUCAGUACUAUUGUAAUUUCUUUAAUACUCUUUGACAUACAUAUGAAAAUAGCACAGUUCAAGUAGUACAUUUACUAUAUACUAUACAUAUUAGUCUAGCCAAUGGGCAUGUACAUUUGGACUCGAGGAGUUAAAAGACUUAUCAAUAUACUUGUCAAUACACAAGUCCAUAAAAAUCAAUAAUACAGUGCAUAGCCUACAGUGUAAUCAAAAAUAUUUAAUUUGGAAUUUCCAGCAAAUAAGUAAGUAGUUUUGUUUUUUGAGAAAAAGAAAAUUGCCUUCAAGGUAAAAUAUUCGUUUUGUCAAAAAAAAAGUUUUUGGAAAGAACAACAUCCGAAAACAAAAUUUCAAGGCUAAAAAGUAAGUACUUACAUAUGUAGUUAUGUGUAAGUCAUUACUAGACUCCUUCAAAGUAAUGCAGGAUAUAUAUCGUAGUUUUUGAGUAAGAACAAUUCAUUAAAAUGGCCCCGGCUCCUUAUGAUACUAUCGGGAAUCUCUUUGAUAGUAUGGCCAAUCCAACUCCAUUUCCUAUGCUAAUUGUAGUUAUCCUAAUGCUUGUUGUUUACUUCUUUUUUGUAUUUUAUAUAUAUACCCAGCAAAAACUCGGUAAUGGGUUGUACUUCCAUAACCACUUAUGUACUUUUCAAUGACUACUACUU